AUGAAGAGAGAGGGUCGGCAACACGGGCUGGUUCGAACCUACCCGAUUAUCCCUUCACCGUGGAACCCAACUCCACACCACACAAACGCCUUCAACUCACCACCACCCACCGCCGGCCUCUUCACCAAGGUCUCCGCUAAGCCCACUAACCACUCCAAGUUCACCGGAAAGUGCAGCCGUGUGAGAUGCUCCGACUGCCAUGCACACCCCGCCGGCAAAGCCAAGGACAAGGCUAAGGGCACCCUGAAACGGAGGACGAGUGUGGAUACUAGAUUGAUUACAUGGCGGGUUGUGGAUGCUAGACCUGCAGGUCUCCUCAACUUCUCCGGGUCCUCAGCUACCGGGAUUUUGGACCACUUGGCCGGCGCUGACGAUGACUACAUCGAUGAUUACAUCUGUAAAGAAAGCAUUGGUCAUGACGAGGAUGAUGACGGCGACAGGAUGAGCUUUUGUGAUGCAGGAUUUGUGUGGGAGCAAGUAGAAGAAGAUGGGUGGUGCUUAGUCGGGGCAGAAAUGUGA
Messenger RNA from Ipomoea nil (Japanese morning glory), 519 nucleotides. RefSeq lists its product as uncharacterized. NCBI's taxonomy places the organism in Eukaryota, Viridiplantae, Streptophyta, Magnoliopsida, Solanales, Convolvulaceae. The coding region runs from base 1 to 519 and encodes 172 amino acids. The transcript has a single exon. The record is from RefSeq and is a predicted model, not a curated record.